Molecule: messenger RNA, 1355 nt
Organism: Lucilia cuprina (Australian sheep blowfly)
Lineage: Eukaryota; Metazoa; Arthropoda; Insecta; Diptera; Calliphoridae
Product: cAMP-specific 3',5'-cyclic phosphodiesterase-like
Exons: 1
Coding region: 277-1353 (358 amino acids)
Source: RefSeq, a predicted model, not a curated record
UUUACCCACUCCUCCUUAGCAACUUCUUUAUAUACGGCUUCAACAGAAGCGUAAUUUGUACCACGCUAUAGUACGAGUACAUUGUUGUGUUGUAAAUGAAACUAUAAACAAGAAAAAAAACACAAACAAAAAAAUAAAUACCUGUAAUUAAGCCACAAAGAAACGAAACAAAACAAACCACCGAGGCAACUUACAAAAUAUCCUUUACCUACAACAAAGAAACAAAGAAAAAUCAAGCAAAAAAUUAGCAAAAAUAACACGACAAAAUUGGUCAACAUGUCCAACGAAAGUAACAACCAACCACCUCAAUAUAUUAUAACAACGCCCAGUGAAGUCGAUUCCGAUGAAGUACGUUCUUUAAAUGAGCUUGAAAAUGCACAAGAUGCCCCCGGCACGGUAGUGGUGCAAUGUGAAACAUCGACACAGCAACAUCAACGACGUGUUGUUAGUCAAAUGUCUAGACAAAUAGCCAGUCGUUCGUUUUCCAUAGCAUCUGCUUCAAACUCCAUAUUAGAGGAGGGCUCCUCUCUGGAUGCUGAGCUUCAAAAACAACUACAACAAAUGCAAUCGCAACAACAACAAAUAUUUACCACACAGAAAACAAUUGCCACCAGUACCCGUUCACAAAGUUUACAAUCUUCGUCGGUAACUGGUGCCACAGGGGAAUUAGCUUUACAAUUAUCGGCUGCCGGUGGUGGUAAUUCAUUAACCACUUCCCAAUUAGGACAACAAUUAAAGGCACAAUCCAGCACUUCCAUAAUGAGCAGUGAACAACGCAUGGGUUUUAUGCAGAAAACCUCUUCAACCUCCUCCUCCACCUCGACAAAAUCGAAAUUUCAAAGUUUUCUUCAACAACCAGAAGCUGUUGGCCAUCCAGCCUCUGGUUCGGGUGCCUUUCUAACAGCUCAUCAAAAACAUGUCCGACAAUUUGUGCGCUCGACUUCGGCUCAUUCGGAAGCCGCCGUUUCUUUGGGUUCCUCACGACCAGAUAAAUGUAUACGCAGCGCUUCUACUCAAAUAGAUGAACCCACUUCCACCUACAUGGAUAGUGGUAAUGGCGAUCAUUUAACUGUGUCCACCAAUAAAUUGGGUCUUCAUCAAUCCUCGUCAAUUUUAAUAUCGAAAUCAGCUGAAACUAUAGAAAUGAAAUCGUCUUCACAGACUUCAUCGGCUGGCAUGCGUACACAGUUGACCUUAUCGGGUGGUUUAUUGGCACCACCAAAUCGUAAAAUUACCAUUUUGAGUCCUAUUCACGCUCCUCCAGGUCUGCAUGAUAUGCUAAAGAGAGCUGGCCGUUCACCUUUAUCGCCGCGUAUUAGUUUUCCCGGUAGUGAAGCGGAUUUAUUUGGGUGAGU